Messenger RNA from Williopsis jadinii, 1686 nucleotides. RefSeq names its product Ccz1p (gene CCZ1). The record is from RefSeq and is a predicted model, not a curated record. Lineage: Eukaryota; Fungi; Ascomycota; Saccharomycetes; Phaffomycetales; Wickerhamomycetaceae. Gene Ontology annotation, biological process: vesicle-mediated transport. Gene Ontology annotation, cellular component: intracellular membrane-bounded organelle; Mon1-Ccz1 complex. The transcript has a single exon. The coding region runs from base 1 to 1686 and encodes 561 amino acids.
AUGGAGAUUUUCUCAACACGUACUGAUGCCACAGUUACACCUGCCAGCGUAAAGUUGUUUGCGAUAUAUGACCCUUCUUUGUCGCAUAGCGAAGAGGACUCGGAUCAACAAAUAGUGGUGUUCAUCCCCAGUGACGUUGAUGUCAACACGAAGACGAGGAAGGUUGGGCUGAUGCAGGGGAUCUUCCAGUUCUGUGACAAUUACACACAGGGGGCUCAGCUGAACCAUGUUGCUCUGGAAGAUGGAUAUGUUCUGUAUACGGUGUUGGAGUCCCGCUAUCACUGCAUAUUACAGAUCGAGUGCACCAGGGUCGAGGAUGACGAUGGUGUUGAGUAUCGGAAAUUCGACAUUGCACCUGUGAACUAUCUACACCAGCUUAUAUAUAGAGGGUAUGAUCAUUUCAGGCUGCACCAUGGUACGAUUCAGAGCCUUUGGGAGAGUAUGUCGAGGGAUGAAUGCACAAGAUUCCUGACCAAAUGGUGGCACAUUUGGACAACUCAACUAGACUUACAUAUGAACGGAGAAGGCAUAUUGAAGCUUACGGAUUCAUAUAGAAGAUCACAGUUGAGGUUUGAUUCUGAGGUUUCUUCGAAUGUUGAUGUUUUGAGGGAGAAAUAUGGUUUUAAGGACUUCCUUGUUUGGGACCCUCAAGUGGACAACGUUGAUGAGUUUGGACUCAUCUACGAGCAUUCAAAGAAGCUACAAACAUGUUCGAAAGUAAGACUGUUACACUGGCUAGAGGAAUUGGUGCACUAUGGUAUCACAAGUGAAAGCCUGACCUCAAGCAACAUUAUUACACAGGAUUCCCAAUUGAAUAAAGCAAUCGCUCAUUCAGAUGAGACCAUUUACGAUCCUUUCAAGAUGGUGUUGUCCACAAUAAACGAUGUCUCCAGUAUUGCAGGUAUAACUGCUGGUGUGAACACAGGUAUUAAAGCCAUGAGUCAAGGAGUUGAAUAUUUGAACGGCUAUCUCCCCUGGGGGAAGGGAGUUGAACCAGCGAUUACAGAUGUUGUCAGCGACAAGACAACCUCGGAGACACCUUUCCUUAUUGGGUCAUUGGGGGAAGCUAUAACUUACAAAAACGUAUAUCUUCAAUUUGAAGAUUGCAAUGACGAGAAAUUGUAUAGAAUUGUCAUAUUUAAAUCAGAGGGAAAAUUGAUCAUACUAAUCUUUGAAUUCAACGUGAACACAUUGAACGAGCUACAGUUCUAUUCGCAACUGGCAAAGGAUUUGGUGCAGUUUACACGGGGGAACAGAUCACACGCUUCAAAUGUGGUUGCAAAGAAACGUCACCUACAUUAUAUACUUUUCGACACUUUGAAACGUCGUCUAGAUACGAAUUUGCCAAUGAUCUUGAGUGUUGAUAAAGACGAUGAACACUAUGACGUUAAACAUCCUGAUGACUUGGAGAAUUCGAGAAUGCAAUCGAUCAUCGUGCAUAGGGAGCUGGCCAACAUGUUUCAACACGAUCCAGAGCAUUCUGAAAGGUUGAUACGUACGAAGAAUGGUUGGUGGUGUUAUGAAACUACAGAAUCCAACAAGAAGGUGAUUAUAAUCAAGAGAUGGCAUGCACCUUCAGAUAAACGUGAGUCAUCCUCCAAUGGAUCCGGUAUACUCGACAGUAGUACGGAUAUGCUGGGAAGCAUUGCGCUGGAGGCCAAACUUCUACUGGAGCGAUUUACGUGA